Molecule: messenger RNA, 339 nt
Organism: Amborella trichopoda
Lineage: Eukaryota; Viridiplantae; Streptophyta; Magnoliopsida; Amborellales; Amborellaceae
Source: RefSeq, a predicted model, not a curated record
AUGGGUUUAUACAUGAAGCUUGCAACCUUGCUCAUGAUCAUCGUGGCCUCGGUCUUCGCCACCGGUCAUGCUCAGGAGACUGAACAGAAGACUUUCACAGAGUGUUGGGCCGCCGUUACCGACAUCGCCGGUUGCUGGCAAGAGGUUUACACCUUCCUUCUCACAGGAAGAAACUACCCUGGUCCUAGCUGUUGCAAGGCCAUCCUCAACGUCGGCGUCGACUGCUGGGCCAACAUCUGGAUCCCUGGUGGGGUAAAUCCAGCUCUACUUUCUCAGCUCAACUCUUUCUGCUCUCUUGGGCUGCCCUCACCUGGUGUGCCUCUUCCUAAGGUUAACUAG